This is a messenger RNA of Lynx canadensis (Canada lynx), 1455 nucleotides long. Its product is annotated as fatty acid desaturase 2-like protein FADS2B. Gene Ontology annotation, molecular function: oxidoreductase activity, acting on paired donors, with oxidation of a pair of donors resulting in the reduction of molecular oxygen to two molecules of water. Gene Ontology annotation, cellular component: membrane. Gene Ontology annotation, biological process: lipid metabolic process. Bases 1 to 1455 code for a protein of 484 amino acids. NCBI's taxonomy places the organism in Eukaryota, Metazoa, Chordata, Mammalia, Carnivora, Felidae. The record is from RefSeq and is a predicted model, not a curated record. The transcript has 12 exons.
AUGACAACGAAGCUUGAAGACAAGCAUGCAGGGAAUGGGGACCUUGUAGGAGAGGGUCAGCCAUACCUGGGUGAGAAGUAUCAAACGAAUGGGAAACCAGUAGCAAAUGGGAGAGGUGAAAUCUCUGUAAAGCAGGAGGCAAAUGGAAAGUGUGGCGUGCCCAGAAAAAGUCUCAACAUGUACAGCUGGCAGGAGAUCCAGAAACACAAUCAGAAGGCUGAUCAGUGGCUGGUGAUCAAUCGCAAGGUCUACGAUGUUACUGGCUGGGCCAACAAGCAUCCAGGGGGGAGCCGAGUCCUCAACCACUAUGCUGGGGAAGAUGCCACGGAUGUCUUCAGAGCCAUGCACCUGGACCUUGACAUUGUAAAAUUGUACCUUAAGCCGCUGCUCAUCGGAGAGCUUGCCCCAGAAGAGCCUAGCCAGGAGAGACACAAAAGUUCCCAGCUGGUGGAAGAUUUCCGAGAAUUGCGGAGAACAUUAGAGGCCAUGAACAUGUUCAAGGUCAACCCAGUGUUCUUCUUCCUUCACUUCGCCCAGAUCAUGAUUUUAGAAACUCUGGCUUGGCUAAUAGUGUGGCAUUUUGGCAGUGGCUGGCCUGUGACAAUAUUCAUCUCCUUCCUUCUCACAAUUUCCCAGGUUCAGUGUUUUCUUCUGCAACAUGACUUGGGACACAUUUCUGUAUUUCCAAAGUCCAAGUGGAGCCGCUUGAUGCAAAAAUUUAUGAUGAGUCAUCUCAAGGGCCUGUCAACAUGCUGGUGGAAUCACCGACACUUCCAACAUCAUGUAAAAACAAACAUCUACCCCAAAGACCCAGAUAUUAAUACAGGCCCACUUUUUGUGAAUGGAUAUUUGAAGCCUGUCCAGAAUGGCAAGAAGAAAAUCAGUUACAUCAACUAUGAAAAGCAGCACCUGUGUUUCUACAUGGUUGGGCUCUUUCUCCUAAUGCCUGUGUAUGCCAACCUGAUGUCCAUGGAAAUGAUAUACCUCCAAAAGUCUUGGGUGGAGUUUGCCUGGGUCAGCAGCUUUUAUAUCCACUAUUUUAUCAUGUUUGGCCCUUUUUAUGGAAUCUUCGGAACCAUAUUGCUCAUAUUUUUGGUCAAGUUUCUCGAAAGUCCCUGGGUAGCAUAUGUUACCCAGAUGAGCCAUGUACCUAUGAGAAUAAGCAAAGAGGAGAACCGGGACUGGCUCAGCGCUCAGGUCUUGGCCACCUGUAAUGUUGAACAGUCCUUUUUCAAUGACUGGUUCACUGGGCAUCUGAACUUCCAGAUUGAGCACCAUCUGUUUCCCACAAUGCCAUGCCAUAAUUAUCACAAGGUGGCACCCUUGGUGAGGUCGCUGUGUGCCAAGCAUGGAUUGCAGUAUGUGAACAAGCCCCUGUUGAAAGCAUUUGGAGAUAUCACCAGGGACUUGAAGAAAUCUGCAACCCUCUGGAUGGAUGCUUACUAUGAAACAUGA